ACCAUUCCAAACCCUCCGCGCGCCUAAGGGACCACUUGAGAAAUUACUUUCAAAUGGCCAACGGGAAGUAUGCCGUGGCUAUGUUAUUUCUCACCACCAUUGUGGCCGUGGCGGCCAUAAGGCCAGCCGAGACCUAUGGCGUUGCGGAGGAGAACACAUUGAAGAUGGCUCCCCCCAACAGAAAAGGAGUUGACUCUACCUUGGUAGCUACACAUGUUGUUGCCGCCGAGAAGCCCAUCAAGAAGGCCGAAACCGCCACCAUACCUGAAGAGGCCGCGGCUUCCAAGCAAGAUGGAGCAAAAUCUACUUCUGUUGCAUCAAAGUACAAUGCCAUAUCUCAGCAGGAAACUAGUAAAGGUUCUUCUACCUCCCCUGGCAGGAAAGAAGCCGCCGCUACUUUAGCCGCUACGCACUAUGCUGCCGCCGAGAAGUCCAUCAAGAAGGCCAAAACUGCCACGACACCUGAAGAGGCCGCGGCUGCCAAGCGAGAUGCAGCAAAGUCUGUUGCUGAUGCACUAAAGUUUGGUGCCAUCUCUCGGCAAGCAGCUGGCACAAGUUCUUCAACCUCUCCCAACAGCAAAGAAGCCACCAAUGACUUAGCAGCCAUGCACAUUGCUGCUGCCAAGAUGUUCACCAAGAAGGCUGAAACUGCUACCACACGUGAAGAGGCCGCGGCUGCCAAGCGAGCUGCAGCCAAGUCUACUGCUGCUGCAUCCAAGUAUGGUGUCAUUUCUCAGCAAGCAGCUCGUACAAGUUCUUCUACCUCCCCCAACAGGGAAGAAGUUGCCACUACCUUAGCGGGUGUGCACAUUGACGAUGCCGAGAAGUCCAUCAAGAAGGCUGAAACUGCCACCACAUCUAAAGAGGCCAUGACUGCCAAGAAAGAGGCAGCAAAGUCUACAGCUGCCGCAUCAAAAUAUGAUGUAAUCUCUCAGCAGAAAGCUAGUAUAAGUUCUUCUACCUCCCCUAGCACGAAAGCAGGUGUGCACAUUGCCGCUGCCGAGAAGUCCAUCAAGAAGGCUGAAACCGCCACCAUGCCUGAAGAGGCAGCAUCCGCUAAGAAAGAUGUUGCGAAACCUGUGGCCGAUGCAAUGAAGUACGGAGCCAUGUCUCAACAGGCUGCCAGCAAAAAUGGUGCUUGAGUGAUUCCUUAUACACGUAUUCAUGGGCAACAUCAUCUGCAUACUACCAUGCAUGCAAAAUAGCAUUGGAUAUCCCAUUAUGCUAAUUCUCAUGCAUGCACGCUUUGUUUAAAUGUUUCCAUUGCGAAUCAUGUUGUAAUGUCUUGCUUGUUUUACUUCUAGUGGUAAGACACGUCUGACUUGUUAAAAACAAUACAAUGAUCGAUGUAUACAUGUAUUAUGUGAAAAUUAAUAAUAUGAGUUCCACCGUAAUUUGUGUUUU
Messenger RNA from Hordeum vulgare subsp. vulgare (domesticated barley), 1404 nucleotides. RefSeq names its product AF4/FMR2 family member lilli-like. Lineage: Eukaryota; Viridiplantae; Streptophyta; Magnoliopsida; Poales; Poaceae. The coding region runs from base 54 to 1142 and encodes 362 amino acids. The transcript has a single exon. The record is from RefSeq and is a predicted model, not a curated record.